This is a messenger RNA of Nematostella vectensis (starlet sea anemone), 3885 nucleotides long. RefSeq lists its product as uncharacterized. The record is from RefSeq and is a predicted model, not a curated record. Lineage: Eukaryota; Metazoa; Cnidaria; Anthozoa; Actiniaria; Edwardsiidae. The transcript has 13 exons. The coding region runs from base 113 to 2224 and encodes 703 amino acids.
AACAAUAAAUGCCACUUAUAAAACAACUCUGUUCAGAUACAACGGUACGUCACACGCAAACAAUUAAGGCAGUAAACAAAACAACACUGUGCAGUUCAAAAGCUCGUGAGAUAUGGCGAGAUCAUCUUCCCGCUUUUUUGCCAUCCUCUGUGUUCUUCUGCUUCUGCAAGAAUUCGGGCAGGCGAGGUUCGCUCAUGGACCGGCAGGGAGAUCAUUAUCAAGAAAGGAAACGUCGGGGAAAGAUGGCGGGGAUGAUACGCCUAUAGAAGACGACAUCGAAGAAGAGGAAAUAGAGGAUGAGGACGAAGGAUCAGCAAAAGCAAACCAUCAUGAGUCAGGUUUGAGUCAUUUGAAGCAACAGAAAACGAAAGAAGAAACGCCAGGAAAGAAAGGUUGGGUCAAUGCUAUUUUCAAAGGUUUUAAAAUCGGUACAGAGGUCGCAAGUCUGGUGACGUCGGCGGUAUCGGUCUCAGUGGCUAUUUACGACGCUAUCAAGGGAUGCGAUGAUGUAGAACCCAAGCUUAAGACCUACCAGAGAGACUUCGAGACCGUAAGGGACGAAGUAAAAACUCUCAGCGACAGAGCGGACACAUUGCAGCAGGAAGCGGAAAUAGAUCAGCUUUGGGUUCAAUGUGAUAUCACCGAGUUCGAAUCAGUUUUGUCGAGGCUAAAAAAGAUUGAUGAUGAACAGGAACGAAUGAUAAAGUCCAUUCACCCAACAGUGCAGACUAGAAUGAACACAGCCGUCGCUAGAAUAAAGACGAUAAUGAAAGAGAAGAACAACACUGCUGAUGGUGUCCUUUACACCGAGCUGUUGGAUGGGUACAACUCGGCGCUGGAGAAAGCUAUAAACAUUGGAGUUCCGGCACUCACUCUGGCCUUCCCUGCAGCUAAAGGUUUCUACAAACUCGUAAAAAAGAGACAAGCUUCUAGAAAAGUCAUGGAUAUUUCAGUUGCAGAAAAUGUAGACUUGAAAGUUCCAACCAGCGAUAAGAAGAUGGUGAAACAGUCCAAGAUUGGAGGGUUUAUCUCCAGAUCUAAAUCAAAAGUAACAGAAAUGAAGAAAAGAUUCAACACUCGUUUUGGGACCGCCGCCAAGUUUGCCAAGUCAUUUAAAAAGGGGCUUUCUGUGGGGCUCGGCCUUGCUACAGUGGGUUUUCAGAUCUUCAAGAUGAUAGAACGUCUUAAAGAAUGUGCAAAAAUAAGAGAAAAAGCGUUUGAAGCCCUUGGUAACGUCACAAAGGCCAGGAACACGAUAAGGGAACAGAUCACCAACAUCACUACUCAUCAAGAAAUUAUGAGGGAGGCAUGGGAGUAUCUGAAAUCAAACAUCACCGAUGGCACCUUCCUGGAUUCCGUGUCUGAUGUGGGCAAGAUGGUUGACGACCUUAAGGAAAGAAGUGACGAUAUGAAGAAGGUCGCCACAGGAAUAAAGAACUUCGUCCGGGACAUCAAAGGGGCAACCAGCAACUACAAUCUGACCUUUGACCUCACCAAACAGUUGGAUGGGGACCUUAGCAGGGUUCCAUUUACAGUUAGCUGCUACUCGGCCAAAUACAGGAUUAUCAACAGGAUCAUCGCCGGCUGCAAGCAGGGCCAAGGAAGUAGAUCGUUUGACGAGUGGUACAACAAAGAGCAGAGUGGCUACGAAGACAAAAAGUAUGACCCAGAAAAUCCAGACAACUGCGUCGAUAAAGUCGGCUUCCGGUACAUCCGCAAGCAAGAUGUGGAAAACGCAUUGAUCUAUUCCGCGCAGAAAGACGGGUUCAGCACGAAUUGUAAACUCAACGAUGAGAAAUUGGUAGAUCUAGUUAAAACUUAUAAGACUGAUAUGGGCUUGUCUAACGAGGAUAUCUAUGGUAGAAUAUGGGAAAAAUUAAAACUGAAGCGUGAAGAUAUCAAAGAGCUUGUGCAAAAGUGCACCCCGAGCACGAAGCCUCUGUCCGACCAACAGAAGCAAGAGAUUUGCUGGGAGCGGAAGACUAGAAGCAACCAAGAUAUUGCCAAGGAGGAGAGGUAUCAACUGCAAAAGGUUGAAGCCGUCACGUGUCCCUGGCCCCUAAUGGACUUUCAGAAACGAAUGGUGUGCUUUUUCAGAGACAAACAGAAAAAAACCGACGCGUUUAUCGCGGACAAGUUGAAGGUCGAUGUCUCGCAAGUUGCUGCCGUCACUUGUCCCAGACCGAGUAAAGACUCACCCAAGAAGCACAGGCAUCGAGGUUGACAGUUAAUUCAAGAACUUGCUUAUGGUGUCGAAACAUUGGAGACGCACAAGCUACUAAGUUUUGAGAUAACAUUAUAAUCUCAAAUAAAGUGCAGAAAACUGAUACCUUUUUCUUUUCCUAAUAAGAUCAGAGGGGAAUCAGGAGUUGCAAACAAGGGGGAGGGGUAGUCCAGUCAAUCUUCGUAAAAAAAGGGGCCAACAUCGGACUAAUUGCAACACAAGGUUUUUUAACGGUAUCUUGCACAGAAAUCAUCCCUCUAUAACAUACUAAAAUUCUAAAAAUAUCGGAGUGGGCAAACACCCCGAAAAAUGGGAUCCAGUUUUCAAAUACAAGGCUUGUUUUAAAAACCACAGGGUUUCCAAAUCAUGGAAAUCACGAAAAAAAAUACAUACUUUAGGAAAAAGUAAAUUAUACCACUAUAGAUUACUAGAGAUAUAUAUUUGUGCACGAUAAGGAUAGAAAUUAACGUUAUUUGAAGAAGUUCCGUUAUUUUGGGUGAAAUGCACACGGAUUUUUUAGGUCCUUGUCACCACCACUUUGAUAUCGCAGACAUUUCGUUAUCAUAAAUAAUAGCGGAGCCAGCGCGGCCGUAAGCCGCGCGCGGAGCUCCAUAGGUAUAGAAAUAUGAUGGUAUAGCUAUGCGACUUGGUUUUUGUGGUAAUCGCGCGGGUAUCCUGUGGUGUCACAAUCCAUCCAUCCAGUCAAUCGUGCAACUCCCAGGCCCACUCGGUCUCACAAGGGGAAUGUGAUUUUACGCUUUUUUGCCUCCUCUCUUAACUGGAAAAUAGUAUUUAAUGAGAAAGAUGAGGAUUUAAAUAGGCUGAUUGUGGUCGAGGGCUAAACAAGUCUUUGAGGAACCGUUUCGUCUGGAAGAAACUGAUAAGAUAAGACGUACGAGUCGAUAGUAAAAUCUACCCGAGUGUUCGUGAACCCGCCCGUCUCGUUCUCCUUCGAUUGUAAACAGCAGCUAAAAAGAGGACUUCAGACUCAAUACUGUAUUCUCAUAAAUGCGUCACGAAGCAAAAUCAAAGCAAAGAGGUGAAUAAAGCAAGGACUAAAGUAUAGCCGUCAUUAUAGGCUUGCUGAAAUGAAAGCAGAUGUAAAUAAACGUUUUUCGUAUUCCUUUUUUGCUUAGUAUAAUUAUAUUCAAUCAACACACAUUCUUUCCCUAUAGCCAACAUAAUCUGCUCUUGCUCUGCUGAUACUUCCCUAAAGUCUGUGUGGAUUUAAGUCUUUAACUGUCAACAAAAUUAUUGACCAUGUUAUGAUUUCUGAUGCUUGAAGACCAGGUCUUCUGUACUUACUGCAAAGUUACUUACUGCAACUGUAAUUAACUGCAAACUGAUUGCAUUAUUCUCAUGUGCAUAGGUAACAACAAUAAAUACUAUUUGCAUAUAUAACAAAAUGCUGGCUACACUGUUAUUAGCAAAUGUAGUCUUUUUUUCUUUUAACUUUUCUAUGCAUUUGCUCAAAUGGCUUGGCCCUCUACAUGACUGAUUAUUAUUCAUGAGCAUGGUUCAAGAGAACUCAUAUGUAAUAAUGGCAGGGGAGAGGGCUUUGAAUAUUAAAAAUAUUUGGUUGUUUGUUAUUAGAUGGAAGAUGUUUUUGAUACAGGAUAAAAGAGAAAGGAUGGUGUACAUUAAAAGGAUUAUUUGAUUUA